This is a messenger RNA of Phascolarctos cinereus (koala), 4226 nucleotides long. The record is from RefSeq and is a predicted model, not a curated record. NCBI's taxonomy places the organism in Eukaryota, Metazoa, Chordata, Mammalia, Diprotodontia, Phascolarctidae.
AUGUUAAAGUCCUCCCUGCUUCCUGUGGCCCGGCCAGCCUGGCCUGUUUUCUGUUCCUCACAUGAAUCAGUGACCUUCAAGGAUGUGGCUGUGGACUUCACCUGGGAGGAGUGGGGCUACCUGGACACUUCUCAGAAGGAGCUUUACUGGGAGGUGAUGCUGGAGAACUACAGGAACCUGGUCAGCCUGGGCCUUGCAGAUUCCAAUGUGGACAUGAUCUCUCAGCUGGAGUCAGGGGAAGCACAUGGGAUUCCAGUGGAUAGUGUCCUAAGAAGCUGCUGGCCAGAUGGGGACACCAGGCCUCAGACCAAGGAGUCAAUGCCAAAGUUAAGUAUGUCUAUAGAAGUCUUAUCCCAGCAAAAGUCCUUGUGUAAUGACCCAUGCAUCUCCAAAAUGGGGAAAACUUGGGAGUGUUGUGUCAAGAGCAAUGAGGAGAAACUCUCUAGACAAGGAAAAGUAAUCCAAGCAGAAACUGCUGAUGAAGUCAGAGGCUCUGAAUACAGUAGAUGCAGCCAAACCGUGAGCCCAGAGCUAGUCCUUUUUCCAAAAUGUGGAAUGUCUGUAGUAAUGGAUCUCCAUGAGAGUGGUAACCAGAGAAGGAGCUUGGAGUCAGACCAAAGACGAAGUAAUCAAAUCCAUUCACAGAAGAAAUAUUCUGAGGUUAACAAAUGUCAGAAAGCUUUUGGUUAUGAUUUGGACCAAAUUCAGAAACAUGGAAUUCAUGCUGAAGAGCAGCUUCAAGAAAGUGGGAAUUCUUUCUUCCCAAAUAAUGAAGUUACUCUAUGCCAGAGAACUCAUGCAGGAAAAAUGUCUUCUGAAUUGAUUAAAUGUGGGAAAACAUCCUGUCAAACGGCAGAUCAUACUCUACACACUAGUAUGGAAAGUCAAAACGAAUCUCACAAGUGCAGUGACUGUGGAAAAGUCUUCCAGCACAAGAAAAGUCUUACAAGACACUGCAGAUUUCAUACUGGAAAAAGACCCUAUGAAUGUAGUGAAUGUGGGAAGGCAUUCUUUUCAAGCAGUGACUGUUCUCAGCACCAGAAAACUCAUACAGGAAUAAAACCACAUAAAUGCAGCUUAUGUGGGAAAGUGUUCCAUCGCAAGUCUAAUUUUACCAAGCACAGUCGUAUUCAUACUGGAGAGAAGCCAUAUGAAUGCACAGAAUGUGGGAAGAUCUUCCGCCAGAAGUCACACCUUAGACAGCACUUCAGCAUUCAUACUGGGGAGAAACCAUUUAAGUGCAGUGACUGUGGAAAGACAUUCCGAUCAAACUCUAAUCUUACUCUGCACCGGAGAACUCAUAGUGGAGUAAGAAACCCUCAUCAGUGCAGUGUGUGUGGGAAAGCAUUCUCUCAGAAGUGUGGUCUUACCAAACACAGUCGUAUUCAUACUGGAGAGAAACCGUAUGACUGCAGUGUAUGUGGAAAGGCAUUCACUCAGAAGUCCGGUCUUACAAAACAUAGUAGUGUUCAUACUGGAGAAAAACCUUUUAAAUGUAGUCAUUGUGGGAAAGACUUUCCCCGCAGUGUAGCACUGGUUCGACAUCAGAGAACUCACACUGGAGAGAAACCCUAUGAAUGUAAUGAAUGUGGAAAGGCCUUCACCCAGAAUUCAAAUCUUUCAGUGCAUAAGAGAAUACAUACCAGAGAGAAACCCUAUGAAUGUAAUGAAUGUGGAAAGGCCUUCACCCAGUUUUCAAAUCUUUCAAUGCAUAAGAGAAUACAUACCAGAGAGAAACCCUAUGAAUGUAAUGAAUGUGGAAAGGCCUUCACCCAGAAUUCAAAUCUUUCAGUGCAUAAGAGAAUACACACCAGGGAGAAAUCUUAGGAAUGUGAUAAAUGCAGGAAGGCUUCCCCCAGAUCAGAGCACAUAUUCAACAUUAUAGAACUUGUGAUGGAGAGAAACCUUAUUAAUUUAAUCAUUACAGAAGAACUCUCUGAUGGGGUGAUCUGGAUUAGAAUGUAAAUUUUGAUAUUUUGUUUCCUCACUUUCUUUGCUGAAAUUAUCUUGUUUUAGAUGCCAGAAAGAAGGGGCUCUCGGCUUGUCCCCUUGUUGCUGUGGAGUCAUAGAAAUAGAUGUGGAAGGGAGGCCACUGGGCCCAGCCCCCUCCUUUUGCAGAUGAGUAAGCCAGCCUCAAAUGAGUUAAGUGACUUGUCCAGGGUCACAAGGGUGACCCUCAUGCCAAUUCCCUGAGAGUUGAGAUUUGUGCAGAGUGUUAAAUGCCAAAGGGACGACUUUGUAUUUGAUCCUAGAAGGAAUAGGGAGCCACUGGAGUUUAUUGAGGGACAGUGGGGGGUGCCAUAGUCAGACCUGUGCUAUAGGAAAAUCAUUUAGUGACUUGUGCAUGGAGGGCUGGAGUGGGGAGAGGCUUGAGGCAGGAGACCCAGAUAACAGGAGGCUGUUUAUAAAAUUCGGGUGAGAGAGUAAGAAGGUGCACACUAAGGUGGUGGAAGGGAAGGGCAUCUUUGGGAAGAUGUGUCUUGGCCAGGGAUUUGGUGGAGUCAAGGGCGACCCUAUAGAUGGAUUGUCCCCAUAUUCCUCACCCCCAGGCUUUGUCAGGUAAGCAGAAUUGUCCUCUUUCCUGAAGUGGUAUCUCUAAUCAUGGUGUAGACAGGUCAUUUCUCCAGUCCUCUCUGUCAUCAGAGGAACAGAGGGCAAGAAGCCAUUCCAUCAACAGAUCUCAGUGGAUUGAUACCUUCCUCCUUGCCAGACCCUGGGGGAAACACAUCAGAAACCCAGAAAGGCAGAAACCUGGGCUUAUUUCAAGAGCGUGAAGAAGUGCAUACCAGAUGUAUAGGGAAUUGUAGGAGCCGACCUUAGAGGGUCCCUGGCUUCCUUCGGGCCCUGCUGCAGUCACCUCUUCUGUAAGGAGCUUUUCCUGGUCCCCCUUAAUGCCAGUGCAGCACCCCACACAGACCCCCUCCCCAGAUGGACCCUCGCCUUCUGUGUCUCAUUUGUACUUUGCCCUUUGCAGGUUGUCUCUCCACUAGACACCAGGAGCUCCUUGAGGGCAGUGCCUGGGUUUGGUCUUUCUUUGUAUCCUCAGUGCUUAGCACAAUGUCUGGCACCCAGCAGACACUUCAUGAAUGCUCAUGUACCUGACCUGAGUCAGCAGGUGGGGGGAAGCCUGAAAAGUAGCCUGUCCUGGGAGACUUUCUCUCAUCUUCUCAGUGGUUAUUGCUAACUCCCUCCCCAAAUGUCCCAAUCCAGUGGCCUCUUCUCAGGCCUCAUCUUGUCUUCCCUGACAAUUUCAUGGCUCUGCUCCCUCGGGGUCCCCUCCUCCUUGUCUGACCACUCCUCCCUUCUCUGCCUCCUUUGCUGGGUGAGCAUCCGUGUCAUGCCCUCUGUCUGAGAGGCUUCUCCAAGGCUCUGGCCUGGACCUUCUUUCUUCUCUCCCUAAACUCUUUCACUUGGGGAUCUCAUCUGAUGCACUCCUUUACACUUGUUUUUCUACAACUAAUAAAUAGGACAUUUUAAAGUGGAUGCCCCAUAGGCAUCUCCCACUUACCAUCUCCCAGGACAACUCAGUAUCUUUCCCCAAACCCUCCCUGUUUCUGAACCUGGCUAUUCCCUUGGAGGAUACCAACACCCUCCAGGUCACCCAGGCUGGCAGCGUCAUUGUUCCCUUUGACCGUUCCCUCCCUCUCUCAGCCUACAUAUGGGGUCAGCUGCCCAGUUGAGUGAUUUCUCUUUUUACACGAUCUCUUCCCUGCACACAUCUGCUCUGUCCAGUGCCCCAGCCCUCCCCCUGGUGCAGGCUCUUGUCAUCUCAUCCUGGACUCUUACCAGAGCCUGCUUGUUGGUCUCCCAGCCUCCAGCUUCUCCCCAGACCAGUUCAUCCUCCACUCACCUGCCAAAGUCAUUUUCUUUUUUAAAUUCAAACUACCUCACUUAAGCACUAGUGUUCUUGCUCUCUGGAUGGGAUUUUUCUGAGUUCCCUUCUAUAGGCAUCUUCAGCACAAAGACCAUUUUCUACUUUUUCUUCUCCAAUUUUUCCAUUUGAAGUUCCCAUUCAGUUACAAACUCUACACUUUCCCUUACCUCCUAACGUGAGAAGAUGCAUCUAGGAUGCUGAAAUCUGAUCUCAGCAGGAGCACAUUUAUAGAGGCAUUCUUGAAAAUGCUGGCAAAGGCUUCUUUUAAGUUUCUGUCUUGGGGGAGGAGCCAAGAUGGCGGAGUGAAAGCAGUGACUUGCUUGAGUUCUCCAAACCCCUCCAAAUACUCAUA